Molecule: messenger RNA, 1545 nt
Organism: Raphanus sativus (radish)
Lineage: Eukaryota; Viridiplantae; Streptophyta; Magnoliopsida; Brassicales; Brassicaceae
Exons: 3
Coding region: 1-1545 (514 amino acids)
Source: RefSeq, a predicted model, not a curated record
AUGCAACCAAUGCAACCCCUAGAGUUCUACUUCAAAAGCAGUGAGUUCGCUCAGACUUGCAAGAUACAAACAAAGUGCUUUGUGACCAAGACAGUAGAGAAUAUCAAGAAGAAGCUUAAGCCUGAGGCUGAAUGGUUCAGAAGCCAUCCUCAAUUUCGACAUUUCUUCCACAUGCCAGAUGAACCAAACCUGAAGCUCCAAGGGAUGUGGAUGCUACUCCUGCGCACGAUUUGUACUCCAGAAGAUGAUGUUGCAUGGUUUGCGGUUAAUGGUGUACCCAUCCGCUAUUCUAUGAGGGAGCAUGCCCUCAUCUCUGGCUUAGAUUGCAGGGAGUAUCCGAGGAACUAUGAGAAGCUCGGGAGUCAUAAGUUUGUGGAUUAUUACUUCCAUGAUGUAACUAAGAUCAACAUCAGUGAUGUGGAGCAGAAGAUGUUGUCUAUGGCGCCGUGUCCAGAUAGAUUGAAGAUGACAGUCUUGUAUUUCCUUGGUCGGGUUAUCAGAGGGAAGCCAAACGAUACAAGACCUUUAGACUCCUUCAUAUCAAGGAUAGUGGAUGAUUUGGAUGCUUGCAUAUCAUUUCCAUGGGGCCGUCUUAUAUUUGAGGAUGCAAUAAAGGAGAUUAAGCAUGUGAUGAACCAUCUGAAGGGUGAAGUGAAUGAGACAUGCGGCUUUCCUGGUUUCAUAAUCCCUUUAGAGGUUCUUGAUUUCGAGUGUAUUCCUGCUCUUGGGAAAAAGUUCAGAAUCACUCCAGAGAACCCUAGUGAAGACUGUCCAAGGAUGUGCAAGAGCCGGUUUAUAAAAACCAGUCUGAGGGGUUAUCCUUUGGAAGACAUAUAUGAUGCGCUUGGAGAAACAAAGGAUAUUAAUAGUGUGCUGGUUCCAACUUUGGGUGAGGAAAUUAUGCUGGCUUGUAUCAUUGAUGAGGAGCGAGACUAUGACCGUCAAGGCAGCCCAAGUGAUACAUGGAACUACUGGUUAAAUGUGAAGCAGAAGACUAUUUGGUGGGAAGAGUUGUAUGAGUUAGAUCAAGCUGCACGAGUGUUUCCAAAAAAGAAAGACAAAGCAGAGGUGGAGUUGGCAGAAGGAUCAUCCUCUCAAACCGGUUUAGAUUCGAUCUUGAAAGGUCUGGAAGGGAGGCUAGUGGAGUUCAUGGGAACAACACUUGCCAGUCUUAACUUUACGGUGGAGGCAAAGCUGGAGUCCAUUGACUCGAGGAUGAGUAAAAUGGAAGAAAGGCUAACUUCUAUUGAGAGUAAGCUAAGUGAAGAGAAGAAUCAUGGUGAAGACAUGGAUUUUCGACAGUGGGAUCAUGGGAAUUAUGGGGAUUAUGGCACAACAGCGAAGGAUAAGGGAGACAAGGAAGAAGCUGGGAAAAGCAGUGAGGGUGAAGAAGAAGCUGAGAAAAGCGAGGGUGAGGGUAAUAAAGACAAGGAAAACAGUGAGGCUGAUGAGGAAGACGGUAGUGAGCAAGAGCGAGUGUUGAACCGAAUGAAGGAUGAUGAACUGUGGAGGAGUUCGAUGGAGGAUCGAGAAGAGGUUGGAUGA